This is a messenger RNA of Cyprinodon variegatus (sheepshead minnow), 1119 nucleotides long. RefSeq names its product Dexi homolog (mouse) (gene dexi). NCBI's taxonomy places the organism in Eukaryota, Metazoa, Chordata, Actinopteri, Cyprinodontiformes, Cyprinodontidae. The record is from RefSeq and is a predicted model, not a curated record. The transcript has a single exon. The coding region runs from base 190 to 765 and encodes 191 amino acids.
CUUUGUGGUCGGCUAUGUUUUGGUGUAGUUGGCGAAAACGUCCUGGGACAUUUACCUGAAAAAAAAAAAGAAAAUUAAUAAUUACAAGAAAAAGGUUUUCAUGGAUACCGGUUUCUGGUCCUCGUUUUUCAUAAGUGUCCUCGCACUGUAAGAAGUACAAAUGCCGCAGUUUGUUUUGGCUAACCUUGGAUGCAACUGUUUUUAGCUCUGACCAGCUGGCACGGCGCGAGCAAGCUAAAAGGAUAUUUGAACUGUCCGGGGGUUAUUAUUAGCAAUGAACGAAUAUUCGUUCACUUUGCCUGUUUUUCCCCUGUUUUCCUCAGGACCAUACAGAUAAACUGUUGGAAGCCGAGAAGCUGCCCGUUACCGCUGCAUGUCGGGCCGAGUAGAAAUGGACGCCCCUGUCCCAUUAAUUUCAACAGAUUUUCAACGAUAACCACCAGCGACCCCCGAAUCAGCGCUGCUCACAUCAGAUCGUGGUUGUUGGAGUUUUCUAUGACCCCCUCGGUCUAUGCCCAGCUAGAUUCGGUGGAAUUGUUUCUGGACGAGCUCCCAUAUAUGUUUUAUUUGGGCCUGUUUUUUGUGAACGUCCUCAUCCUCUACUAUGCUUUUCUAAUGGAGUACAUCGUCCUGAAUGUGGGGAUAGUAUUCUUACCUGAGGACAUGGAUCAGGCACUGGUGGACCUUGGGGUGCUGUCCGACCCGGCUUCCGUACCUUAUGACACCGACCCGGAGCUGGAUGUGUUUGAAGGAUACCUGGAAUGACAGGGUGGGACUGAGGAAGCACAGAGAUGGGGACAUGGCUCACAAUGGGUGCUGCUGCAGGCUACUUCUCACAGAGACAUUUGAUUGAAAAAGUUAUUUUCUUAAGCUAAAAUAUACACAAUGCCAAAACAGACAGGUUGUCUUGGCUCCAAGUUUGGUGGCCGGAUGAAGAUUAGACUGAUGACCAUCUCUUCUGCAGCACUGUGAUGUGCAGCACCUCUGGCUUUGGCUUCAGACACAAUGAAAAUGAACUCUCCAUGUGCUCCCAGUAAAGACUGAAAGCUAUUCUCUCUUACUAAGUAAUAGAGGAUAGCUGUGAUGAUUUGCAUGAAGAUCCACUUCUUGCUCCAACAA